GGAAUGACGAAAGAUGCCGCGGUGAAUUUUAAAAUUCGAAGCUAAUACGCGGUAGCGUAGGGGAAAUUGUUGUUUCCUGGGGCUCCUGUCUGUUGACGUUUCCAGGACCCUUCUCUCCGCCUUUAUCCUCCUGGUUCCGAGACUCGAUAUCUGUCAUCUUAAGGUAUAAGAGGACUGGAAAGUUUGCAGGGAUGAAGCGCAGUUCAUUUUCGACUGGUGCUGCUGGCCGCCAGUCCAUGCAGGCCUUGAGAUCACAAGACUUCAAUAAACAAGGUUUUUAUACCCCACAAACCAAAGAAAGAACAACCUUUGGGAAGUUGAAUACUAAUAGACGGACCCCUGGCACAUCUGAAAGGAAAAUCAGCUUCUUUGGUAAAAGAACUAGUGGGCCUGGAUCCCGGAAUAGUCUGCUUGGUGUAUUUGGCGGCACUGAAAAAAUGAAAGACCCUAGACCACUUAAUGACAAAGCAUUCAUUCAACAGUACAUUCGACAACUCUGUGAGUUUCUUACAGAAAAUGCAUAUGCCUACAGUGUAUCCAUGAAAUCUCUUCAAGCUCCAUCUGUUAAAGACUUCCUAAAGAUCUUCACCUUUAUUUUUGAUUUCUUAUGGCCUUCUUAUGAGCUUCCUGUCACUAAGUUUGAAGAGGAGAUUCCAAGAAUUUUGAAAGAUCUUGGGUAUCCAUUUGCUUUACCAAAAAGCUCCAUGUAUACAGUAGGAGCACCUCAUACGUGGCCUCAUAUGGUGGCAGGUUUGAAUUGGCUUAUAGACUGUGUUAAGCUCUACUUUUCUAGGAAAGAAAGUUCACCUUCAUUUGAUGAUGGACAGCCCUGGGGACCAGAAAGUGAAGAUGGAAUAAUGCAUAAUAAGUUGUUUUUGGACUAUACUGUAAAAUGCUAUGAAAAUUUUAUGACUGGUGCAGAUACUUUUGAAGAUUUAGAUACAGAGUUACACUCAAAGCUAAAGGACUUGUUUAACAUAGAUGAUUUCCAAGUAGAAUCUUUAGUUUUGGAAAACAAAAGGCUAAAUGAAGAAAUUGCAAGGCUGGAACGAGAGAGAGAAAAUGAGCCGAAUCGUCUUGUAUCACUAAGAAAAUUGAAAACAUCUUUAAAAGCAGAUGUUCAGAAGUACCAGGCAUAUAUGAAAAAUUUGGAGGCACAUUCUGCUGUUCUUCACCAGAAAUCAAGUAGUCUAAAUGGAGAAGUUCCUGCAGCAGAACUGGAAUUAGAAGCAAUAAAGCAAGAAAAUGCCCGGCUACAAAAUAUUAUUGAUAUCCAGAAGUAUUCAGUUGCUGACAUUGAAAGAAUACAUCAUGAAAGAAAUGAAUUUCAACAAACCAUCAAAAAGUUAACCACAGAACUAGAGGCAGAACAAAAGCAGUUAUGGAAUGAAGAACUAAAAUAUGCAAGAACUAAGGAAGCGAUUGAAGCACAACUGGCAGAAUAUCACAAACUUGCUCGAAAAUUAAAACUUAUUCCGAAGAUUGCAGAAAAUUACAAAGGUUAUGACUUUGAAAUUAAGUUUAAUCCUGAGACUGGUACAAACUAUCCUGUCAAAUAUAGGACUCAAAUCUAUAUUCCACUAAAGGAGCUCCUGAACCAAAAUGAAGAAGGAAUAAGCAAAGUACUACAUAAAAAAAUGGGCUCAGAAGAGACCCUAGAACAGGUGAACACAAUGGUAACAGAAGUGAAGAGGAAUGUAAAAAUGUUAAAUGAUGAAGUCCAAAAACUAAAGGAUCUUAAACAACAAAAAAUUAAGGAAGCUGAAGAGAAAGAAGGAAAAUGUUCAACUGAGAUGGAGUCCCUUGAAAAGCAUAAACAUUUACUUGAAAAUGGAGUUCAUGAAGGCCUCAGUGAAGCUAUGAGUGAAUUGGAUGACAUUCAACAGCAACGCCAGCUGGUGUUACAAACAACAACUGAAGAAAGACGAAAAGUGAGCAAUAACUUACAACGUCUCCUAGAAAUGGUUGCUACCCAUGUUGGAUCUGUUGAAAAGCACUUUGAAGAGCAAAUUGUUAGAGUAGACAAAGAAUGUGAAGAAUUCAUUGCUGAAAUUUCCUUGGAAAAUAUUAAAGAAAUCGUAGACAAAUACAAAACAAAAGCUUCUAUUAUCUCUUCCAGCGAAUGAAAAGAAAUGCAAAUUAUUGUGUUAAUAGAUGAAGACUUCACUUUUUAAGAUGUGUCAAUGCCAAGUCUUUUUUUUUUUAAGAACAUUUGUACUUAAAUGUUUUUUUAAGUCUCCUUCCAAAUAUCAGUAUGCAUCAGGGGUAGAAAGUUAGUUAGAAUUUUUUUUCUUUGCAUUUGUACUUACCAACCUGUAUCUUCCAAUCAUUACUGAAUUUAUUUUCUAAGUCUUAAUACACCAGUAUAUUAUAUUCAUUCAUCUCUCCUUAUUCUUGACAUACUAGAAUCUCCAAAACACUAUAUUGUAGGAUGAAUAUGUAUUUCUAUUUACAAUUAAAAUGAUUCAAAUGCAAAACCAUACACUAUAGCCUUCAGAAAAUCAAUGGAAGGAAGAAAUCCAAAAUUGUCAAGAAUUUUUCUUCACCUAUGAUACCAUAUCAGUUUUGAAUUUUUACAUCAUCAUCUACAAAUAUGCCCACUGUAUACAUAGUAUUAGGCACUACAUAUAACAAUCGGGCUUAAGCCAUUAAGAAUUGUAUAGUUCUAAGGAACUUAAAAUCUUUAGUGAAAGACUUAUGACUGGAAGAACUAAUUGUUCUUCCUUCAAAUGAGUAUGGUUCAUAUACUAAAACAUGUACGGAUAUUAUCUAUAAAUUAGACAGUAACACAAUUGUGCUUAAGUAUUUGUUUCUCUCGUCAACCAUGAAUCUGGAUUCUCCUGUGACUUCUGAAUUCAUGAUGGCAGUACUCUCUUAGGACAUUUAUUCUUAGUGUCAAAGUUAAUAGAUUUCAAUAAUUGCCUGUUAUAUGAAGAGCUCUAUCUCAUUGUACUGAGUCAAGGUAAUCCUAAUUGGGUCAUAAUAAUGAUACAUAUCAUAGCUUGUCAUAUACAUUCUAGUGCUGUAGUGUUUGUAACAUUCAAAUACACAAUUUGGCCAAAAGGAGGAAUUCUAUUCAGGUAUUUAUCAUUACUCCCCUCUUAUCACCAGCCCUACCUCCCACCACGAUCAACCAAGAUUGAAUAAAGAUUCUGCAAAGGCAGAUUGAUCUGUUUCACAAAUGGAAAAAUUACAAUAUUUUAAAGGAUCCAUUGAGAAUUGUCAUAAACUCCUUGAAAUUGUUCAGCCAGUGAUCUCCAAUCUGUAUAAUCUCUGUCCGGGAUAACUUCAACUAAAAACUCAGAAACUGUCAGCCCAAAUUUGUAAGCACCCACCUUACAGUCCUUAAUAAGGGGUAUACUUGUUUUACUAUAAGUCCAUAACUUUUUAUUGUGUGUGUGUGUGUCUGUUUAUAUAUAGAGAGAGAAUAUUUUGAGGAUUCCUAAAUAAAUGUUUUUGAGAUUUCAA
Molecule: messenger RNA, 3468 nt
Organism: Monodelphis domestica (gray short-tailed opossum)
Lineage: Eukaryota; Metazoa; Chordata; Mammalia; Didelphimorphia; Didelphidae
Gene: NDC80
Product: NDC80 kinetochore complex component
Biological process (GO): attachment of mitotic spindle microtubules to kinetochore
Cellular component (GO): Ndc80 complex
Source: RefSeq, a predicted model, not a curated record